CAUAUAAUUAAUUUGGACCAACUCCAUUUGUUCAUCACCUUCCUCCAUUUUCUUCCUCUCUCUCACAUACACACACACACACAAACAUCUCUCAUUAAUCCAUAUGAGCUAUUGUACAUAUAUAGGCACAAACACAACGGUAAAUAUCAAGAAAGCUUAAGAAGAUCACAUCCACUUCUUUCUGGAAAUUAUUCAAUCAUGGAAGAUCACGAAGAACACGAAUACUCACCAGAAAACAGCCAAGAUUCGCCAUCUUCUGGCGUGUUUAACGACACGAAGACAACUUCCACUUUGUCCUCUAAAAGAAGUAAACGUUCGUUGCAAAAACGAGUUGUGUCUGUGCCAAUUAAAGAAAUCGAAGGAUCGCGGCUUAAGAGUGAGAUAAAUGCUCCCCCUUCUGAUUCUUGGGCAUGGAGAAAAUAUGGUCAGAAACCCAUCAAAGGCUCACCUUACCCUCGGGGCUAUUAUAGAUGUAGUAGUUCGAAAGGUUGUCCAGCAAGAAAACAAGUAGAGAGAAACCGAGCGGACCCUACAAUGGUAAUUGUGACGUAUUCAUGUGACCACAACCAUUCUUGGCCGGCAUCAAGAAAUAACAACAAUAAUAACAAUCACAAUCACCACAACUCUGCCAUAUCACCACCACCGGCCUCUACUCCCACUAGCACGGAAGAAGAAGUUUCCAACAUCGAUGAUCAAGAGGAAGAUCUUCCCUGUUUAAAAAAAGAGGAAGAGCUUCCAACAUUAAACAAGCAAUCUAUAGUUGAACCCGAGUUCACGAACCUCGAGGUGGGCCCAGGGGGUCAUUUUAUAACCAACACUGAUCAAUAUGGAUGGUUUUCUGAUCUUGAUCAAUCAUCAACCAUGCUAGAAAGUCCAUUGCUGGCUGGGGACAUAGUCGGGGAUGCUGACAUGGCGAUGAUCUUUUCGAUCAGAGAAGAAGACGAGUCUUUAUUCGCUGAUCUAGGCGAGUUACCCGAAUGCACGACGGUUUUCCGACGAAGAGAAAUAAUAAACGAGGACCGAAGGACGCGCAAUUUGGCCCCGUGGUGCGGGACGAAAGGGUGAUAGGCAUUUUAGUCACAAAUUUGUCAUUUCUUUUAUAAAUUUGCGUACAGUGCGCCUAAAGAUGCCUAGACAAACAAUUUUAUAACCUUGAAUAUUUUUUUCCAACUUUUGAUGUUUAGAUAUUUCUUGGUUUCAGUGUCAUAAGUCAUAACGAACAAAAGGUGGAGAAAAAAAUUGUUUCUAUUGGAUAGAAAUUUGUCUCCAUGUGGAUGUUAUUGAGCA
Helianthus annuus (common sunflower) is the source of this 1287-nucleotide messenger RNA. Its product is annotated as probable WRKY transcription factor 65. The record is from RefSeq and is a predicted model, not a curated record. Gene Ontology annotation, molecular function: DNA-binding transcription factor activity; transcription cis-regulatory region binding. The transcript is spliced from 3 exons. Gene Ontology annotation, cellular component: nucleus. Gene Ontology annotation, biological process: regulation of DNA-templated transcription. Lineage: Eukaryota; Viridiplantae; Streptophyta; Magnoliopsida; Asterales; Asteraceae. Bases 199 to 1065 code for a protein of 288 amino acids.